Molecule: messenger RNA, 3142 nt
Organism: Xenopus tropicalis (tropical clawed frog)
Lineage: Eukaryota; Metazoa; Chordata; Amphibia; Anura; Pipidae
Gene: cirbp
Product: cold inducible RNA binding protein
Exons: 9
Coding region: 423-923 (166 amino acids)
Biological process (GO): cell migration; gastrulation; neurogenesis
Cellular component (GO): nucleoplasm; cytoplasm
Molecular function (GO): nucleic acid binding; mRNA binding; RNA binding
Source: RefSeq, a predicted model, not a curated record
UCCCAGCGACAAUAUUCAGCCAAUACCAGCAAAUAAAUCCCAAGAAGCGGUCAGGCGACUGGAUCGUCAAUUCUAAUAUGACUCCUCCUCUGAGAAGCGUCCAUUGGUAUGAAAUUAUUGUACACUAUGGUUAUAGUUUAAGAAAAUGAACAAAAAUAAACACAUCAUGUGGUAAUAGUUUUUAACUAACCACUGCAAUACAAAUAGUGAACUCUUUAUUCAUCCGCAUUGCUCUGAAUGAUCUUUUUUCAAUAUCGCGCUAUCAACCAAAUGGUGUCGCCCGAACUGGAACUAAAUAAAUUAUUCAUGAUGUGGGCGGGGUUAUUCCUGGUAUAAAUGACCAAGUUCCGGCGUGAAUUGCGCACUUCGCAUUCGGCUUCCAACUUGUGUUGUAUCGUCCGAAGAUCAUAGAACGUCUCACCAUGUCUUGUGAUGAAGGAAAACUCUUUGUCGGUGGUCUGAAUUUUGAAACCACAGAGGAAAGCUUGGAGCAAGUGUUUAGCAAAUAUGGACAGGUUGCUGAAGUGGUUGUGGUGAAGGAUCGGGAAAGCAAGAGAUCCAGAGGCUUUGGCUUUGUCACAUUUGAGAAUCCUGAAGAUGCCAAGGAUGCUAUGAUGGCAAUGAAUGGGAAGUCUGUAGAUGGCCGUCAAAUCCGUGUUGAUCAGGCUGGCAAGUCCUCCAAUGAUAGGAGAGGUGGUUACAGAGGUGGCUCUUCUGGAGGCAGAGGGUUCUUCCGUGGAGGCAGAGGCCGAGGUGGUGGUGGAGACAGAGGAUAUGGUGGAAGCAGCCGCUUUGAAAACAGAAGUGGAGGUUACCAAAGCAGUGGAUCCAGGGAUUACUAUGGCAGGAGUCAUGGAAGCUAUGGUGAUCGUUCCGGAGGAUCCUACAGGGAUAGUUAUGACAGCUAUACUACACAAGAGUAAAAUCCAUUCCUGACUCAAGAUCGUCCUUCCAAUGGCUGUAUUUAUAAAGAUUUUUGGAGCUUCGCCGAAUCGUUUGUGUAGUAUAUCUACUUGUGUUCACUUUUUUUUUUAAUAGACCUAGUUAGCCUGACAGCUUCUCUAAUAAGUGGGACAGCUGUGUUUCAAAGGCUUUAUCUUUGGACACCUAAUCUCAUUCUUAAAGUUACUGUGUUCUGCAAGGAUAUUCCUAUCCUACUAUGCUGUUCCAUUCAAGCUGAUCAGGUGGGGCUGCUCCCCCUUCUGGUUAAGUAGUGCUAGGAAGUAACUUCCUAAGCGGAUGGGUGCUGUUGGUUGAUGGGCAGAGAAGCACCUGUAUUAGUAGCAGACUGCUAGGCCUGUCUUCCUGUAGCAUUGUUUAAAGAACUUUAAGCUGCUGUAUUUUUUGGUUACAUGAAAAGUUAAUUUUAUGAGUCCACUUAAAUUGCAUUCCUUUAGUGUAACAAGGCAAGGCAGAGCUUGGGUGCGCUGUAUAUAGUGGCUACACCUCCUUGAUACACAAAGUGAAUAGUGUUCGCAUCUCCAGUAACAAUAUCAGAAGAAGUUCUUAAAAUGUUUGUUUAUAUUGUCCUUUUUUUACUAAACAUGCAACUAUUGUACUGAAGUGGCUAAGGAAUUGUAUUCUACUUUUGAUUGGCUUCACGAAGCCUAUUAAAAAAACCAAUGUGAAAAGAAUUGCGCUCCUGAUGUUUAAAUUCUGCACAACAUGGAUGUAUCUUAUGCUAGGUGGGGACCAUAGACCCAAGGGCUAAUGGCUUAUAAAGGGGAACUCAUAAGAUCCACUUACUGCAAACACCUGGCAUUGAUCACCUUGUUCAGGCUGGCUCCCAGCAUUCAUCUGUAUUUUGCAAUGCCAUGGUUUGAGUGUCUGCAGUGUUGGGAAAGAACUAAAACUGCCGUGCCAAAUUUUUAAAUAAAUUAAACCUUUUUUGUGAGGAUUAAGCAUCAGUAGAAUCUGCAUGCUUUGCAUUAAGCUACAUUUUGAGUAGUUACUCUUGUUAAAGACCUCUAAUUGCAGGUUUUGACUAGGAGGCAAAGGUACUUGGCAGCAGUCAGUUUAUAAAAGUAGCUAUACACUUACAACUACAAAUUUUACUAGAUGGGUGACUUUCCUAGUAAGUUUAUGGGAAGUUUUUGUAUGAAGAAAAAAUUUAGCCUCUAAUAUACUAGGUUAUCCUGGGUGAGGGGUAAUAACAUGUGGUCACUGAACUGCCUAGUUUACUUUUGCUGCUGUAUGACAGUUUAUAUAAGUAUAACUGCUGCCAUGGAAGGGAAGCUGGACAGAACUUAGUUUAGACAAAACAAUACUGGUUACCUUCUAAGAAUCCUCUGCUAGAGUACCGAAGAGGCAGUCUCCUUGGAAAAUGAAGUUUGUGCCUCCAGUGAAACCUGAGACGAAAGCUGCUCUUGGCUAGUUCAUAUGUGGAAUUAGUCCAGUAAUUCGAGGCUGACCUUUUAAAUGCAAACAGUCUUAAAGAGGAUUGAUAGAACAGAAUUGCAUACUACAGGGUGGCUUUUGCAGUAACUGCAGGGAAUUGGCUGUGGAAGGCAAGAUACAGGGAUGCUGUUUGAAUUCGACUGCUGUAUAUUCACAAGACCUGGCUAAAGACUUUUUUUUUUUAAUCAAAUCAAACUUUAUAUGCUGACAACCCCUAUACUAUUUUUAUCAAACUGUAUUCACCAGUUUAGUUUCUUGAUACCAUAUUAAUAUUUUAGUUAUGGAAUGUAAGCAGUUAAACAGGCAACUUUUAUCACUGAACAAGAACUUCAUUUAUAUGUUGUGUACUUCAUACAACCCAGGCAUGUUCCUCUUCUGUCUACUCUUAGUUCAGGCCUGAUUUACUUAUCCUCCUUUGUCCACCACUACACCAUUCCACAGCAUAAGGUGCUAUAUUCAUACUUGAUUAUAUUCUCAUGUACCACACUUUCAUACAGUAGACUGCUAACAAACUUGUGGAGAUAUUGUGUGACCACCUCCCUGUCCCCUGAUGCAGGGAAAAUAAAGAGGAAGCAGACGGUUGCAGGCCCAGUGGAGCACUAACUGAACAGUCUCAAUAUAUCUUGUUAGAAAUGGUUAACUUGGCAAUGUUUUGCCAUAAAUUGUUUACUGUGGAAUCCAGUAACCUAGUUAAACCAUGGAUUGUAGCAGAGAAUAACUACAAUAAAGGUUUUAUUCUGCUUGA